Molecule: messenger RNA, 2030 nt
Organism: Arachis duranensis
Lineage: Eukaryota; Viridiplantae; Streptophyta; Magnoliopsida; Fabales; Fabaceae
Product: putative UPF0481 protein At3g02645
Exons: 2
Coding region: 179-1798 (539 amino acids)
Source: RefSeq, a predicted model, not a curated record
UGUAUACAAACUUCAUUCACUAUUCUCCUAAUAAUGCUAAUCAGAAUCCCUUUAGUUUCUUGUUUCUUUGUUUUUGGGCAGGUUGGUUUGCAUCACGAAGCUAAGGACUUCACUCUCCCUCGUGGUAAUUAAGGAAUCAAUAUUAUUGAUAUCAGAAGCAGCUAAACAAGCAAAAGCUAUGGAUGCAAAAUUAGAUGCGGAGAAGGCUCCUGAAGAAUUAAAUACCAUCAAGAUUGCCGCAAAUGAGAAUGUGGAGAAUGGCAUCGUGAUUGCCUCGGCGGAAUCAGAUGCCAAUAUUUCCUCCGAUGAGAAGAAAUGGCAGGCAACAUAUAAAAGAGAUAUUGAUUCUACUAAACUGUUGCUUGGGGUUGAGCUGCCAAUAUUGGAAGAAAAUAUUCAACUUCCAAGUAAUAGGUCCAAGAUCCAAAAGGUUCCCGCCUUGUUGCUUCGAAAUUCCAACUUUGAAAGGUACUGUUCACCCAAAAUGAUCUCAUUUGGUCCCAUUCAUCACCGUGGGCAUACGCAUGAUCUCCGGCUUGGACAACAAUUCAAAUACAUUUGGGCAUUCCGUUAUAUUGAGAAAUUCGCCAGUGAACGACGUGGACUAGACAAUGAAGGUGCAAAAAGGUUUCUCUAUGGUAAGGUAACACAAAACCUUCAGGAAUUGAGAAAUCUGUUCUGUAAGGACGUGACUAAAGGGUACAAGGAAGAGGAACUAGCAAAGAUGCUGUUUGUGGAUGGAUGUGCUUUGCUCUAUUUCAUGGACAAUUUUGAUGAUCGAAAUCCAAAAUCGUUGCUGCUAAAACUUGACCAGUUGUUGUAUGUAUGGAGAGAUAUUAUCUUGUUGGAAAAUCAACUUCCAAUAAUGUUGUUGAAGUUACUAAUGGCUGAUGGUGCUCAUCAAUUGAACAAGUUACUGUUCAAUUUUCUAUCCAUGGGCCAACCAAAGAAGAAAAAAGAGUUGACCAUUCCCCAAAAACAAGAUGGUGAAGAAUCAACUCAUACUCAUCUACUCGACUAUAUUCGCUAUUAUUACUCUGAAGGUGAAUACAAACAUAACAUAGGCUGCUGGUCGGGUCUUCUAGGUUUCCUAUCAAUACUCCAUUAUACCUUUGUUGCAUUAGUAUUGCAAGAUACAGAUAAAGCAGAGCGUGUUUUAUCAGAUUCACCCAUAAUAUUAAGAGAGUUAAUUCUACCUCUCCGAGAAGCAGAUUCCUGGCAUAGAUAUAAGAACAUAGGGGAUCUUAAAAAAGCGGGUAUUCGAGUGAAAGCAAGCCAAGCUGAAUGGAAAUGGGGUAACAUUUCUUUCAUCUCCAACACGUUUAGCGGACAAUUGAUGCUUCCAGGGAUUGUGAUUGAUGAUGUCACACCUUAUCUGUAUCACAACUUGAUUGCAUAUGAGAUGUGUCCGGAUUUUGAUAACAACUUCGAAUUUUGCUCUUACUUUUCUUUGAUGGAUUCCUUGGUUGAUGAUGCCGAGGAUGUGAAAGAGCUCAGAGCAGCUGGUGUCCUCCAAAAUUUACUUGGAAGUGAUGAAGACGUGGCCAAACUCUUCAAUGAACUAGGCCAUGUAUUGCCAAGCAAACUGUUCAACGCCGAAAGCUAUGACAAUAGAUAUGUUGCAGUCAAGCUUCGAAUCGAUGCGCAUUACAGAAACAAAUGGAAGACUUCGUUGGCUCAACUACGCAGCACCUACUUCAAUACCCCAUGGUCUCACAUUGCCUUCUUUGCUGCUUUGUUAGUAUUGGCUCUCACUUUAAUCCAAACAUGGUAUGCUAUGCCUAUAAAUUCUAAGUAGUAAGGUCAGAUAUAAAGCGAACUCACCAGAAUAAGUAAGGUUUAAUCUUUAUAUGUAGGUAGCAGGUGGUUUCAUCUCUUAUGAUACGAGCUUUGUGGAACAAACUCAAAGUUGUCAUGUAUCAAUUGGUCUAAUUAUUACAAGAGCACAUCUAAGAAUAAAAGAAGGUUUUAUAAAUAUCGUUAAAUCAUUUGUUCAAGAUGUGUAUUAAGAAUUGGCCAAAUCAAUGAUU